AUGGAAUCCCUAUUAACCUCUUUGACGAAUCAAUCGAUCAAAGACAUCGAACGCAACGAUUUUCGCAUAGAAGCUUAUGCCAACAAACAAGAUCAAUAUCAUCUUGUAAACGAACACAACGAACUGGACGAUGAAGAUGAUGAAGAAGAAGAAGUCGAGGAAGAAGACGAAUCUUCAGCUAGUGAUGUUUCUUCUACACAGUCCAGCAAAUGUAUCAGUAUUGCAAACACACUUGCCAACCUUAACCUCGAUGAUUAUGACGCACUCAAAUACACCGGGAAUUCUGCUGGACUACAGUUGAUUGAUCAAAGUUUAUUUAAAUCAAAACCCUAUGUUCAACUACCUGGAAGAGAAGAUGUCGCCUUAAGACUCAUGCCACAAAACGAACUACUUGUGGUUCGUACAGAUUGUUCAGGGAAAAAAAAGUCUAAUACACGACUUGACGUUGGUUUUUCCUUGAACAGUUCUAUUUUUGACGAAAAAAAAAGUUACAAAACCAACCUGCUAAACCUUCUUCAGUUGAUUUGCCUUCUAGUACAAUCAUUGAAAAAGCUUACAAAGUGUAUGUAUUUUAGCCAUAUUCAUCUAUUUCUUCCUCUCAUCAACAAAACACGCUUUGAAACACACGAUUCGAAAACUUCCAAUAUACUUACUCACGCUGUCUUGGCAGUCGCUUUCCGGUUUGCUUCACGACAUUUUCCAAAGUUGCUAGGUCCCAAAAAAUCCGCCAUGUAUGCCGGCGCUUAUUUCCAAAAGGUGAUGUACCACCUCAGAGACUCAAAUCAUCCUCGACUUCGCCAUGUCCAAGCAGCAUUAUUAAUGACGCUUUAUUUGGACAUGGAUGAAGAAGACGUUGAGUCAAUGCAAUGGUAUACACUGGGUAAAGCCAUUCGAAUGGCUCAAGAUAUCGGUCUGCAUCGUUCUUGUUCAAACUGGAAUCUACCUCCUUCUGAAAUUGAAACAAGACACCGAGUGUUCUAUGUCUGCUAUGUCCUUGACAGACUCAUGGGUGCUCGUGCAGGCAAGCCAUUGACGAUUCUUGAUCGAGAUUUUGAUACUGAUAUGCCUGUUGCUCAUGAAGUGUAUGAUGAUAAUCGUAUUGGGCCUUCUGUGUAUCAUUCAUUUAUUGCCCUGAUCAAGUUAUCUGAAAUCCUUGGUAGAAUCUUGAAGGCUUUAUAUGCGCCUAAAUCAAAACAUUCCAAUACAAACGCUGGCUUAGAUGAUCCAACUAUUCUCGCGGUAUUCGACCGUCGACUCAAAAACUGGAGAGCUACUUUAGACGAACCCAAUCAUGGCGCCAGUUGGAGCCAAGCCCAGAAAGUAAAUUUGUUGUUGUUUUACCAUACAGCCAUGCUCUUGUUACACCGACCUUUUAUUGAAUAUUCAUCCACAGCACUUGUUGUUCAAGGCUCAGUUGAUUUGGAUAAACUAGCGUCUGAAUCUCGUCAAGCUUGUGAAAAUGCUGCCUCCAAUAUCUCUGUGAUCAUUCGUCAAAAGCAAUCGCUGAUGUAUGACCCAGAUUCAUAUGGCCCACUUUGUUUACCGACUUGCUUUGUUUACGCCAUGUUUCAGUCAUCGCUGAUUCAUCUUGCUGUAGCUAUUAAAAAUAGAGAUUCAUUACGUCGACUUCGAUUGCUUCAAAGAUCAAUUACACUCCUUAAACAACAUGAACAGCUGGCUUCUGCUCAACGUGCACAUAAUAUCCUGCUCAUGCUUGUCAAGAUCAAUAAGAUCAAUGUCAACAAUUUGCUAGAGAAUGACACAACAAAGGAAUUUUCGAAUCUUGAAGAAGACAGCUUGCUAUCAAAUCCAGCAUCACCUAUUCCUACUAGUAAUGAAAUUCAGUUGGUCAAAUCAACUCAGUUACAAGACAUGUUGACAGAAGAAGACACCAUGCCCAAGUCUUCUUGGCAUCAACGUAUGAUGAACACAAGUAUCAUUGGAGGCAUUACUGCUGAUUUACAUCAAAACAUACAUGAAAACGCAUCAAGUUCACAAACAUUGAAUCAACUUUUGCCUUAUGCAACACAAUAUCAACCGCCCUACAUCGACUAUGACAAUAACACAAGCCUACAUAAUCCAAAAAGACCUGAAGUAUAUCAGUCACACCCUGUACUCUAUGAAGACUCAGCUCGUCUACACCCUAUAUUUCAAAAUGAAGAACAUGCAAACAACUAUCGCAUGAGUUCAAGUACUGGCAACAGUUCUUCAUUGCUUUCACACCAUCAGAGAACUGGCCUUACACCUACAGGUCUUCUCCAUUUUCCAAACACGUCUACUGAUACCACGUCGGCACCUUAUUCAGCCCAUUACACUAGCCAUGCUACAUAUCCCACUGGUUUGACCUGGAGUGACUGGAAUGUCUAUGUCAAUAAUCCUUCUAUGUCAGACCACCCUUCUUAAGCCCCUCCCCCCUUUUUUUUUCAUUAUACAUCGCCUUUAUUAUAUAUAUAUAUAACCUCUUCAAAAUGUAUUUUUAUUU
Gilbertella persicaria is the source of this 2482-nucleotide messenger RNA. RefSeq names its product fungal-specific transcription factor domain-containing protein. Gene Ontology annotation, molecular function: zinc ion binding; DNA binding. The transcript has 3 exons. The coding region runs from base 1 to 2403 and encodes 800 amino acids. Lineage: Eukaryota; Fungi; Mucoromycota; Mucoromycetes; Mucorales; Choanephoraceae. Gene Ontology annotation, biological process: DNA-templated transcription. The record is from RefSeq and is a predicted model, not a curated record.